Arachis ipaensis is the source of this 1533-nucleotide messenger RNA. RefSeq names its product stilbene synthase 3. The record is from RefSeq and is a predicted model, not a curated record. Gene Ontology annotation, biological process: polyketide biosynthetic process. Lineage: Eukaryota; Viridiplantae; Streptophyta; Magnoliopsida; Fabales; Fabaceae. Gene Ontology annotation, molecular function: acyltransferase activity, transferring groups other than amino-acyl groups.
CCCUUCUCUCUGCCUAAGUCUUCACCAAAAUACAAAGCACAUAGCUAAAGUUUGCUCUCCCAAAGAACAUAGCUAAGCUUUGUUGUCCCAAAGAACACAGCUAGGAAAAGAUGGUGGCCGUUAGUGAGAUCCGCAUGGCUCAAAGGGCAGAAGGCCCUGCAACUGUAUUGGCGAUUGGUACAGCAAAUCCACCAAACUGUGUUGAUCAGAGUACAUAUGCAGAUUAUUAUUUUAGAGUCACCAACAGUGAGCAUAUGACCGAUCUUAAGAAGAAGUUUCAGCGCAUUUGUGAGAGAACACAGAUCAAGAACAGACAUAUGUACUUAACAGAAGAGAUACUAAAAGAAAAUCCUAACAUGUGUGCAUACAAGGCACCGUCAUUGGAUGCAAGAGAAGACAUGAUGAUCAGGGAGGUACCAAGAGUUGGAAAAGAGGCUGCAACCAAGGCCAUCAAGGAAUGGGGCCAGCCAAUGUCUAAGAUCACACAUUUGAUCUUCUGCACCACCAGCGGCGUUGCGUUGCCUGGCGUUGAUUACGAACUCAUCGUACUUUUAGGGCUGGACCCAUGCGUCAAGAGGUACAUGAUGUACCACCAAGGUUGCUUCGCUGGUGGCACUGUCCUUCGUUUGGCUAAGGACUUGGCUGAAAACAACAAGGAUGCUCGUGUACUUAUCGUUUGUUCUGAGAAUACCGCAGUCACUUUCCGCGGUCCUAGUGAGACAGACAUGGAUAGUCUUGUAGGACAAGCAUUGUUUGCCGAUGGAGCUGCUGCGAUUAUCAUUGGUUCUGAUCCUGUGCCAGAGGUUGAGAAGCCUAUCUUUGAGCUUGUUUCGACCGAUCAAAAACUUGUCCCUGGCAGCCAUGGAGCCAUCGGUGGUCUCCUUCGUGAAGUUGGACUUACAUUCUAUCUUAACAAGAGUGUUCCUGAUAUUAUUUCGCAAAAUAUCAAUGACGCGCUCAAUAAAGCUUUUGAUCCAUUGGGUAUUUCUGAUUAUAACUCAAUAUUUUGGAUUGCACAUCCUGGUGGGCGUGCAAUUUUGGACCAGGUUGAACAGAAGGUGAACUUGAAGCCAGAGAAGAUGAAAGCCACUAGAGAUGUGCUUAGCAAUUAUGGUAACAUGUCAAGUGCCUGUGUGUUCUUCAUUAUGGAUUUGAUGAGGAAGAGGUCUCUUGAAGAAGGACUUAAAACUACCGGAGAAGGACUUGAUUGGGGUGUGCUUUUUGGCUUUGGUCCUGGUCUCACUAUUGAAACUGUCGUUCUCCGCAGUGUGGCCAUAUAAUGCACUUAAUUAUGCAUAUAUGCGAUUGUGUUAUUUUUUAAUAAUUUUCUUUGGCUCUAAAAUAAGCUAAGGUGCUGAAUGGCUCAUAUAUUAUUAGAUGAGUGAAAAAUUAAAAAAAGAUGUCCAAAGUUAAUUCUUUAUGCAAACAUCAUUCAAUAUCAAAGUCUGUAAUUGUUAGUAAAAAAUUAUAUCAAAUUCUUUUCAAUCGAGCAGCAUAACACAUGCCUUUAUUGAUUGGGUUGUAAUUUAAGUC